GUGUCCAUGGCAAAGUUAAUGACUCUGCUAUGGGGGGCUGGAUCACCUCCCUGCUGGCGUGUUAUGAUCACUCUGGAAGAGAAGAAGUUGCAGGGUUACAAACACAAACUGCUAUCCUUUGAGAAAGGAGAGCACAAAUCUCAAGAGGUCUUGGAAAUCAACCCAAGAGGACAGCUCCCUGCGUUCAAGCAUGGAAACAUCAUACUGAACGAGUCCUUGGCAACAUGUUUAUACCUCGAGAAUCAAUUCAAGUCUCAGGGCAUCCAGCUGAUUCCUGACAGUCCUGAGGACCAUGCAGUGAUGUACCAACGCAUGAUGGAGGGCCUCACCCUCACUGAUAAACUCAAUUCAGUUAUCUACUAUGACCAGUCUGUCCCUGAAGAAGAGAUACACGACUCUGCUGUGAAGAGAAACAAAGAGGCUCUGACCACUGAGCUCAAACUCUGGGAGGGUUACCUGCACAAUGUGGCUGCUGGCUCAUACCUGGCAGGGUCCUUCUCCUUAGCCGACGUGAUCGUCUUUCCAAACGUUGCUUAUGCGUUUCGUUUCGGGCUGUCUGUCGGAUGCUACCCUAAACUGGCCAAAUAUUACAGCCUGCUGAAGAACAGACCCAGCAUUAAAGCCACAUGGCCCCCACACUGGGUGGCCAGCCGAAAUGGUUACGACAUCCUGAAGGACCUCUGAAACACACAAAAUCCUCCCUUUGUCAUCUCAGAUAGUGCAUGUACGUUUAUUAAACAGGAAAUAAAAAUUGAAUUUUUUUUACACAG
Messenger RNA from Archocentrus centrarchus (flier cichlid), 770 nucleotides. RefSeq names its product glutathione S-transferase A-like. Gene Ontology annotation, biological process: glutathione metabolic process; L-phenylalanine catabolic process. NCBI's taxonomy places the organism in Eukaryota, Metazoa, Chordata, Actinopteri, Cichliformes, Cichlidae. Gene Ontology annotation, cellular component: mitochondrion. Bases 7 to 684 code for a protein of 225 amino acids. The transcript is spliced from 6 exons. The record is from RefSeq and is a predicted model, not a curated record. Gene Ontology annotation, molecular function: maleylacetoacetate isomerase activity; glutathione transferase activity.